CAAUAUUCAGGGAGGGACGAGGGGCAGAUUCCGCUCGCGCCAGGAGGUUGGCACGUGUGUGUUUUUGUAAGGCCCCAGUUGAAUAGACACCGCACAAGCACACGAUAAGACCUGCAAUUUUGCAUGGUGUACUAGGUUGUGGGGGCAGCGGCCUCAAAUUACUGACCAAAGCUUCGCAAUCACAAACUCUAAGGUUGACAAGUCUAAGAUGGCGAGUGCGCUGUAAUCGACAAAGCAGCAUAUCACAUAUCAAUUUCUCUUUAUAAGAACGUUUCUCAGUGCACUUGAAGACUGCGCUUUGCGAAGACAGAAUGACCAACCGGGCGACGUUGUCCCAAACCGCGACCUCGCUAACAAGUACCACUGGGCGGCGAGACAGGCUACAACGACAAGAAGACACAACGCUAUUUGGAUAUGAGUCUCCACCCGACACGCCAGCCCUGCAUCGCGACGUCUUGAAAUGGGUUCAAGGCCUGGACUUGUCGCAGUCGCUGAAGAACUGCAGGCGGGACGUGGCGAACGGCUUCCUAGUGGCGGAAAUCUUCUCAAGAUACUUUCCGGCUGACAUCCAGAUGCACUCGUUCGCCAACGCAGCCAGCUCGCAUUUCAAGCGGGACAACUGGACGCAGCUGCAGGCCUUCUGCGGGCGGCAAGGCAUAAACCUGCCCGGGGACCUGGUGGAGGGCUGUGUGCAGGGCGUGCACGGUGCCGCCAUUGCGCUGCUGGAGCACCUGUAUGAGGCAUUCACUGGCAAGAAGGUGCCGCGCCUCAAGGUGCCGGACGCGGCGGCAGCGGCAGCGGCGGCGGCAGCGGCACGCGGCGGCCCGGGUGCAGUGGGCGGCAGCGGCGAGGGCGCCAAGCUGAUCAGCAGCACGGUCAAGACGGCGCAGAACCUGGAGUUCGGGGCGGUCACCACACAGCAGCUGGCGGGCGCGGACGCCACGGCACUGCGGCGCAGGCUGGCAGGCGGGACCUCGUGAGCCGGCGGCGCGUCAGGGGUGGUGGGUUAGGGGAGGGCGGCAGGCAUGGGGAGUAAUGCCUAUAUGCUCGAUGGUGUAAUGUUUGCUGGUUUGAGUGCGCGGCUAGCUGCGCGUAUGACCGGCAGUGGGACUGCAAGGUGGCGAGCUAGACAGUGUGCUGCAAAUAUUCAAAGAGCCGGCCACUUCGGAGCCGGCGGCAGCACGGCUGGUUAACUGGCUCCCGGCCUGCGUAGACGAUGGUGGCGUAUGCGCGGGAUGCACUGGGCUGGGGAGCGGUGUCAAAUUAUGUAGGGUUGCGCGUGCAAGGACACAACAGACUCCGUGCCGUGAGCCAGGCGUGAUAUACGGUAGCUGUGGCGAUAGUGCUGGGCGCCCGAGAAGGAUGCCCGCGUCGGGAGCUGGAAGCCCGAAGGCGGGUCCCGAAGACGGGGCUUCUAGGAGCCAGGGCGAGGCGUGUGUGUUUGUGUUGUGUUGUGCUUAUGGGAGAGAAUAGGCUGUAGAGCCCCUCAGAACUGACUGCCUGAGUUGCGAGAGCACACUCCACGUUGGAUGUGACCAGGGAGUUUGUUGUGUCAUUCCACGCGCAAACAGCGUUCACAUUCUCGCUCGUGAGAGCCCGGGCAGAGAGCAGGUCCCAUGGGGCCCCGUCCGUGUGUGCCACACGUCAAGGCACACACGCUCACUUUAUUACUAAACUGCAAACU
Chlamydomonas reinhardtii is the source of this 1684-nucleotide messenger RNA. RefSeq lists its product as uncharacterized. NCBI's taxonomy places the organism in Eukaryota, Viridiplantae, Chlorophyta, Chlorophyceae, Chlamydomonadales, Chlamydomonadaceae. Gene Ontology annotation, molecular function: microtubule binding. The record is from RefSeq and is a predicted model, not a curated record. Gene Ontology annotation, cellular component: axoneme. Bases 312 to 980 code for a protein of 222 amino acids. The transcript has 4 exons. Gene Ontology annotation, biological process: regulation of cytoskeleton organization.